Messenger RNA from Haliotis rubra (blacklip abalone), 2783 nucleotides. RefSeq names its product serine/threonine-protein kinase Nek6-like. The record is from RefSeq and is a predicted model, not a curated record. Gene Ontology annotation, biological process: protein phosphorylation. The transcript is spliced from 9 exons. Gene Ontology annotation, molecular function: ATP binding; protein kinase activity. Bases 20 to 1903 code for a protein of 627 amino acids. Lineage: Eukaryota; Metazoa; Mollusca; Gastropoda; Lepetellida; Haliotidae.
CUUCAGGUCAGCUGACAAGAUGGCGGGAAAGUACGGAAAGCUGCAUCUUCUUGGAUCUGGCAGUUUUGGCCAAGCGUGGCUUGUCACAAAUAAAGAUAAAGUGAAAAGUGUUCUGAAAGAAAUCAAAUUGACGUCGCUAUCAGAAAAAGAAGUAGACCAAGCUUUGGUUGAAGUGACAGUUCUUGCUAAGUGCCGGAAUGUGAAUGUUGUCAAAUAUCGAGAAGCAUUUGUGGAAGAAAAAUGCCUCAAAAUUGUGAUGGAAUAUGCUGAUGGAGGAGACCUACAAAAGAAAAUACAAGAUCAAAAAGGAAUUCAUUUGUCCAAAGAAAUCGUGUUCGACUGGUUUGUGCAGAUAGUGUUUGCCCUGAAGUACAUUCAUGGGAAGAAUAUCCUACACCGAGAUUUGAAGCCCCAGAACGUCUUUCUGACCAGCCAGAACAUAGUGAAGCUUGGCGACUUUGGUAUCUCCCGCAUCCUGAGGAACUCCAUGGACCACGCUGUGACCACCAUCGGUACCCCUUUCUACCUCAGUCCAGAGAUUUGCCAGAAACAACCCUACAAUCACAAGAGUGACCUGUGGGCCCUCGGCUGCAUCCUGUACGAGAUGUGCUGUCUCCGUGUGCCAUUUGAUGCUCCCAGCCUCGCCUCCCUCGUCUUGAAAAUAGUGGAAGCAAAAUAUGAGCCAGUUCCCUCGCACUAUGGCCCACUGAUUGAAGAUCUGGUUAGUGUUCUGCUCAGCCCCAAUCCUGACAAGCGCCCGUCUGCUGAACAGUUGUUGACUGUACCAAACCUUCAGCCAUACAUUGAAAGUCUUCUCAAAGGUCAUACUGAAAGAAAACGUAGCAUUUCCAUAUCAACCCCUGAGUGUGAUCCUCCCCAACCGAAAUCAUCUAGAGAGAAUCGUCAGUGUGUUCCCAGAAAUCUGGAAAAGCCUUGUCCUGUUGCGGAUAAAGUGGAUAAAGUUGUGUCACCUUUGAUAAAGGAUUGCCAGAGGCGGGGUUCAUUACCAAAGGUCAAGGUCAGAGUGACAGGCAGAAGAGCGUCUGCUCCAGCUACGUCAUAUUUCUCUGAAGUGCGUGCUUCAAGGUGUCACCCUGCUCGAAUUUUUAAUGGCCGAGUUAUUUCCCCUUGUAUUAUGGAGGAACCAAACAGCCCGGAAUCAAAGACACCAGAAAAUAAUCCACCCAAGUCGAAACGGGCAAACUAUAUUCCAGAUUUCUGCAACCCAGACGCCAAAAAGAUUCUGAUAGAAAAUAAGGAGAACAUUCCGUCAAUGCGUAAAGGGGCCCGCUUCCUGCGCCGCCACUCGCUCUUCACGCCUGCCAUCAACUCCCUCAUCAAGACACAGAGGGAGAUCAUGUCCUGUCAGGUUCCGAAACGUGUCCCCAAGGUGAAGAACGGCCCACCACCGAAAAUGAACCUGUACCGAGUUUACCUGAAUUCCCAAUCUGAGUGUGAGUCUCCAGUUACGGCAGCAACGUCCGUCAGCUACAGCACCGACGAUGAUGUGUUUGACUCUGGGCACACCCCCAUGAGCGUUGGACCAAGCAGACCCAAUAGUUCCAUCAGUUCACUCACCUACAAGAUAGACAGCAUGACGGUUGCCGAGGAACCUCCACAUGACUCCCCAUCAGCUGUUUCCAACUCCUCCAUGAAACAACUCCAAGUCCUGUACGAAUCUGUCAUCGCCAACCAUGGAAGCACACGCCAAGCUGUGGUGACCUUGACAGCCUACCUACAGGAGCAGUUGGGCGCCCAGUCAUUCCAGCACUUGUACAGUCUCGUGUUGGACAGCGCCAAGGCAGCCACGGACUUCAAGGUCUUGAGGGAGAAGGCUGGCAAGAAGAUCGUGUACAUGCCGAUGGUCAUUCAGCUGCUGCAACUGGAAAAUGCUCUUGGAUAGACGAGCAAAUCGCAACUGAUAAAUCUGUUUUUGACUCUUUGAUCUUGUUUCUGGAAUUGUUUACCUCAGCAGGGGUACCUAGUAGAUUUGUGAAAUACAAUAUAUGUUUCUUUCAACAUUUGAGAUUAUUGAAAGUCACUUCCGCACUUGGUGUUAAUGUAAGCCAAUAUGCAGUCUCUGUAACAGAAAUAUGGUAUUGACUAGAUAUAACAAGAACUCCAUGUGUCAUCGAAGCCUGUUAUGUAACUUGAUUGAAACCUAAUGAGCUAUUGAAGGUGGGGUAGUCUAGUGAUUAAAGCACUUGCUCAUCACACCGAUGACCCAGGGUUUUUUCCCUACUGUGGUACAAUGUGUGAAGCCCAUUUCUGGUGUUAUGCGCCGUGAUGUUGCUGGAAUAUUGCUAAAAGCGGCGUAAAACCAAACUCAGUCAGUCAGUCAGUCGUCACGACGACCCAGGUUUGAUUCCCUACAUUGGUACAAUGUGUAGACCCAUUUCUGGUGUUCCCCACCGUGAUGUUGCUGAAUGUGGUGUACAACAAUACUCUCACUCACUCAUGAAGCUUGGCGUUAGUCCAUGAAACCAUCUGAUAGUCAAAAGUAGAUAUCUGUUGAUGAGAUCCAGUAAGAUAUGUUGUGGUGGAUUCAGUAUUACUUUACAAACGGCAUAUAUUCAUUCUGCUUUUGGAUGAUUGUUGCCAGUGGACCUGUGAUAGAUUGUGCUAUUUUCCUAUUUAUAUUUAUCUACAAGAGUAUUACAAUGUUUAUACUUAUAUAUCAUAUUGUAUGUAUAUAUUGUAUAAGAAAGUAUUACAUAUCUGUGCUACAACAAAAGCAAAAAUAUUCUAAAAUAUUUUCAGUCUUGAUUAAACAGUGCACUCAA